UCCCUUCAACCUCCUCCGGUCGCCCCCACCAUGUCGGAGGAACUGGUCCAGCACCCCAAGGAGAGCCUGCCGGCGCCACGAACCAGCCCCCGCGAGGUGUGGAAAAAGGGCGGCCGCUUGCUGUCGGUGCUGUUGGCUGUUAACGUGCUGCUGCUCGCCUGCACACUCAUCAGCGGUGGUGCCUUCAACAAGGUGGCCGUGUAUGACACCGACGUGUUCGCACUGCUCACUACCAUGAUGCUGCUGGCCACGCUGUGGAUAAUCUUCUACCUCCUCCGCACUGCGCGCUGUCGGGAUGCGGUGCCCUACCGGGAUGCGCAUGCCGGCCCCAUCUGGCUCCGAGGUGGGCUGGUGCUGUUUGGGAUUUGCACCCUUGUCAUGGACGUCUUCAAAACUGGUUACUACUCCAGUUUCUUUGAGUGUCAGUCGGCCAUCAAGAUCCUACACCCCAUCAUCCAAGCUGUGUUUGUCAUUGUCCAGACUUACUUUCUCUGGGUCUCCGCUAAAGACUGCACCCACACCCACCUGGACCUGACCCGGUGUGGGCUCAUGUUCACCCUCACCACCAACCUAGCCAUCUGGAUGGCGGCCGUCGUGGACGAGUCCGUGCACCAGGCCCACUCCUACAGCGGCUCUCAUGGCAACGCCAGCCACGCCCGCCUCGCCCCUGACCCACAGCGAGCGGGCGGCACAGCCGGAGGAGACCCGUGCCCGUGCAGCACAGCCGUCUGUCAGAUCUUCCAGCAAGGCUACUUCUACCUGUACCCCUUCAACAUCGAGUACAGCCUCUUCGCUUCCACCAUGCUGUACGUCAUGUGGAAGAAUGUGGGUAGGCUGCUGGCCCCCACCCAUGGCCACGGCCACGCACCAUCCAGGGUCAGCCUCUUCCGGGAGACCUUUUUUGCUGGUCCAGUCUUGGGCCUGCUUCUCUUUGUUGUGGGUCUGGCUGCCUUCAUCCUGUACGAGGUUCAGGUGAGUGGAGAGAGAGACCAGACCCAGAAGGCCCUGGUCACUUACUACACCUUCAGCAUCGUCUGUCUGGGGCUCAUGACUUUGGUCAGCUUGAGUGGCUCGGUCAUCUAUCGUUUUGAUCGGCGGGCCAUGGACCACCAUAAGAACCCAACACGUACCCUGGAUGUAGCCCUGCUAAUGGGCGCCGCCCUGGGCCAGUAUGCCAUCUCCUACUACUCCAUUGUGGCUGUGGUGGUGGGCUCGCCCAGGGACCUGCUGGGGGCACUCAAUCUGUCACAUGCCCUGCUCAUGAUCGCCCAGCACACCUUCCAGAACGUGUUCAUCAUCGAAAGCCUGCAUCGGGGACCACCUGGGGCUGAGCCUUGUGAAACGCCCCCCAAGGAGCCCUGUCAAGGUAUCACCUUUGCCAACCUGGAUGCCAUCCACACCUUGCCCUCCUGCCCACCCACCCCCAGGCUGGCCAGCCCCAAUCCAGAAAGUCCUCAGGACGCAGAGGCCAUCAUCAUCUCAGCUCCCCGGUGCCACUGGCGACGCCGGUGCCUAAAGGACAUCUCUCUGUUUCUCCUACUCUGUAAUGCCAUCCUGUGGAUCAUGCCUGCCUUCGGCGCCCGCCCGCACUUCAGCAAUACCGUGGAGGUGGACUUUUAUGGUUACUCCCUCUGGGCGGCCAUCGUCAACAUCUGCCUGCCUUUUGGCAUCUUCUACAGGAUGCACGCCGUCUCCAGUCUGCUGGAGGUCUAUGUACUGUCCUGAAGCUCCGCAGAGACAAGGCAGAGGAACCCCAGCGCCUCUGGGGGUGAAUCAGGCUGGCGCUCACUCUCUGCCUGCCCCAGACUGGAAUUUUCACCAAAGUUUAUUUUUCCAGGAUGAAUUUUUAAAUCAAAAUCGAGAUGUGCCCGCCCGUCUACUCCUGCAUGACCCUGGAGCCUGGGGAGAUGGAGGCAGGGCAGCAUUCCCUAGGACCAGGCAGGAUCUGGAAAUAACCGUCUCUGACUCUGUCUCUAAUCCCAGCCAUGCGACCUGUGCACUGUCUGGAGUUAGGAAUCAAUAAACCUGCAACUGCACUUUU
Messenger RNA from Mesocricetus auratus (golden hamster), 2041 nucleotides. It is a transcript of the gene Otop2, whose product is annotated as otopetrin 2. Gene Ontology annotation, biological process: proton transmembrane transport. Gene Ontology annotation, molecular function: proton channel activity. The record is from RefSeq and is a predicted model, not a curated record. Lineage: Eukaryota; Metazoa; Chordata; Mammalia; Rodentia; Cricetidae. Gene Ontology annotation, cellular component: membrane.